Messenger RNA from Asparagus officinalis (garden asparagus), 1569 nucleotides. RefSeq names its product transcription factor VIP1-like. Gene Ontology annotation, biological process: regulation of DNA-templated transcription. The transcript has 4 exons. Lineage: Eukaryota; Viridiplantae; Streptophyta; Magnoliopsida; Asparagales; Asparagaceae. The record is from RefSeq and is a predicted model, not a curated record. Gene Ontology annotation, cellular component: nucleus. The coding region runs from base 1 to 1296 and encodes 431 amino acids. Gene Ontology annotation, molecular function: DNA-binding transcription factor activity.
AUGGAGGAGCGCGCACGCUCCGCCUCCGUUGCCGCUCGCCGAGGACUAACUCCGGCGGCGGCGGCGGCGGCGCGGCGUCUGGAAAGCGCAGCCGGCGAUGGCUUUCUCGCGAAAGGCCCAUCGGCGGUCGCAGAGCGAUAUACCCUUUGGGUUUCUGCCCAGCAGUGCUCUUCUGCUGCUUUGCCCCCUUUGCCCAAUUCCUCAAUUGGAAGCCCUAGCCCUAACCUUAACUACCUAAUCUCGCCGAGAGAUGUGUUUGGGUCUGGGAACAGCUCGAAUCCGUUCGUGAAGCAGGAGUCUGAAUGGGAUCGAGAGGGGGAUAGUAGUGUCGAGAGGAAAUCAGAAGGGGAUGUGGCUGAUGAUCUAUUUAGUGCUUACAUGAAUCUCGAGAGCUUUGAUACUUUAAACUCAUCGGGUACUGAGGAUAGGAGAGAAGACAGCCGGGCUAGUGGUACGAAGACUAAUGGUGCUGAUAGUAGCGAGAAUGAAGCUGAGAGCAGUGUGAAUGAGAGUGGAAGUAGCUCGCAGUUGAAGAAGGAAGGGAACAAGAGAUGCGCGGUUGGGGACCCGGCACCUGUCAAUUUGACUGGUUCAAGACAUAAUAGGAGCAUUUCAAUGGAUAGUUUCAUGGGGAAGUUGAAUUUUGGGGAUGAGUCGACGAAGUUGGUUCCUUCGACUGGGCCUAAUUCGGGUCAGCAUUCACGAAGUGGGUCGAUGGAUGGGGUUACUAAUACUUUCAGCUUGGAGUUUGGAAAUGGGGAGUUCAGUGGUGCAGAGAUGAAAAAGAUUAUGGCUAAUGAGAAGCUUGCCGAGAUUGCAAUGGCUGACCCUAAGAGAGCUAAGAGGAUAUUAGCCAACCGGCAAUCAGCUGCACGUUCUAAGGAAAGGAAGAUGAGGUAUAUCUCAGAAUUGGAGCACAAGGUGCAGACAUUACAGACAGAAGCGACCACAUUAUCAGCACAACUGACUUUGUUGCAGAGAGAUUCAGCUGGACUAACUAGUCAGAACAAUGAAUUGAAGUUUCGUCUUCAAGCAAUGGAGCAACAAGCACAGCUAAGAGAUGCUCUUAAUGAAGCACUGACUGCUGAGGUUCAACGUCUAAAACUUGCGACGGGUGAAGCACAGUUAGCAAACAGCCUGAGUCAACAGAUGCAACUGAACCCUCAGAUGUUCUCAAUGCAGCAACAAAUGCAAAAACAGCUGCAGCAAGCUUCACAAACAUCUCGCUAUCAAAUGCAAUCUCAGCAGCAACAACAAAAGACCAGUGAUGUCUCUGAGCACGAUUCAAACAAAUAGUACAACCAGCAAAAGAGAUUUGAAGCGCAUCUCACCAUCUUGUUGAUAAAAUAUGUUUGCUUUAAGUAUCUAUGUAGUUUAUGUUUUAAUAUAUAUUCUUUGAAGCAUAUAUAGUUUAAUUUUUUGGGUUAAGAUGGUACUAUAGGAUGCAGGAAUUGUUGAUGUUCUUUUGUAACUGAAAAUAUUUGUUGGUGUUGGAGGACAUGGACAUUGGAUUAAUGUUAUCUAGAGAUUAAAGUUUUAGUUUGUAUGACAGUAUCCUUUCUUAUUUGA